Messenger RNA from Procambarus clarkii (red swamp crayfish), 1557 nucleotides. The record is from RefSeq and is a predicted model, not a curated record. NCBI's taxonomy places the organism in Eukaryota, Metazoa, Arthropoda, Malacostraca, Decapoda, Cambaridae.
AUGAGGCAGGAUAACAAGCCAGAGAAAUGUUCAGUGUGUUAUAACGAUUAUGAUGACAAUCAACUACGGCCUCGCACACUGCCGUGCGGCCACACAUUCUGCUCCCAGUGUAUUGACAAUGCUAUCAAGAAUGGUCAGCUGACCUGCCCCAGCUGCCAUGCCCAGCACACUGCCAUAUCCGCUACUCAGUUCCCAAUUAGCUAUGCUGUGGAGGCUUUUGUUAGGAAACUCAAAAAUAUCCAGCAAACACAAGAGAAAACUGUACCCGCAAAAAAGAAGUUACGUUCCAUGUUGCAGGAGCAGAAGAGCAGCAUUAGUAGCCUCAUUACUAGCUGUGAAGAGGUACUGUCCCAGCUGGAGGAGUACCGGGGGCAGCUGGGGGACUGGAAGACUCACCACCUCCAGCUCCAGGACAGACUCUAUGCUCUGGUAGAGCAGAACAAGUCAGCAAUGAAGCUCUUGGAACUGGAGGAUACCAGUGUGGUGGAUAUGACAACACAAGGAGAGGAAGGGAAGACUCAGCUGCAGGCCAUGUUGGGGAGCCUCGACACAGUCAACACCCCACAGGAGGUUGACACAACCAUAGACACAGCUGAUGAGUGCAGCACGAAAAUAAAAGAUUGGCUGGAGAAGUGCCAGGAACUCUUCCCAGAUGUCAAGACUGUCCACACCUCAGUGAAGGUGCAGGAGACCAUCAGGGACGUCCUGGAGAUGAUGACCACAGAGACAGGUGCCACAGCUGACCCCGUACACCUGGGAGACUCAGCCUCCAGCAUCAUGCAUAAAGUUCAGCAAAUCAUUAGAGAGAUCCACCAGAAGCAAUUAACAGUUGAGGACCUCCACAGGAUGAGGGAGCCCGUCAAGAGUCUGGUGGAAGCUGGCUGGGUGUUGGCCGUCAAGAGGCUGAUGGAGGCUGGCCGGGUGUUGGCCGUCAAGAGGCUGGUGGAGGCUGGCCGGGUGAUGGCCGUCCAGGAAGACCAAGAUGGCUGCCGCUCCGCCAGGAUAACUCUACAAGACGGACAGCUGUACCUCCACCCACUCCUGCGUCAGCCCAUGCCCGCCCACGCCUACACCCUCCAGGACCCCUCCUGCACCCUGGCGUUCCUUGACCUCGGGUGGGCAGGGUCAACAAGAGGGCGGGUCACCAUCCGGCUGACCCCUGACACUCCUCUGGCCAGACAGUUUGUGUUGUUGUGUACGGGCCAACGGGGCCACACCUAUCACAACACUAAACUGUUGCAGGUGGGGAACAAAGGUCAGCCGGAGGAGUGGGUGGCCGGCGGAGACUACAAGAGUAAUGAUGGUGAGGAAGAAACCCCACUGCUGCCUAACUUCCAGGGGCAGUACCGGGAGUCACUCCGGGCAGGCGCUGUGUUUGCCUGGUAUGGGCCAGGGGGUCCCAGGAGUGCACAGUUCACCAUCACCACCAGGGACCGCCAGGGUGGUUACCAGUGGUCACGUGUCUUCGGUGAUGUAGUGAGCGGCCUGGAUGUGGUGAGGGCAGCAGUCAACCACAGUGACAUUACGGAGGUGACUGUGGUGGACUGUGGUGUUGUG